CACGUUCACGGUGCUCGCGAUUUACGCGGACCUGAGGCACACCGCUCGCUGGAAGCGCCAACUCGCCGAGCAGCAGCAGGACAAGUGAGACCGUCGGAAGCAUGGGCGCCCUCCAGAAGCACUGGUUGGCGCACAAGCACAUCUACAAGCUGUACUGGACGCUGAUCUUCCCCAUCACGGGCUGGAUGAUCGGCCAUAAGUUGGAAAAGUUGGAGACGGAGAGGAUGACGAUGUUCAGGGACAAGUCGGCGUUGUACGGCAGAGAGUUAAAGCCUGGGGAACCACCUUCCUGGCCGUACUAGCUAUCCCUAUGUUAUACAUCGUUAAAUCUUAAGAAGUCGCAGAAUCAGUUAGUCCUUGUGUAAGUUAUACAAAUAAAUGUUUGAAUGAGAAGCACAGGAGUCGAUAUAUCUCACUAAUACACACGUGUAGUUUAAAUUAAAUGACGCAAGGUGUUUAAGAAUAUAUUAUGUUUAAGAAGA
Molecule: messenger RNA, 482 nt
Organism: Temnothorax curvispinosus
Lineage: Eukaryota; Metazoa; Arthropoda; Insecta; Hymenoptera; Formicidae
Gene: ND-MNLL
Product: NADH dehydrogenase [ubiquinone] 1 beta subcomplex subunit 1
Exons: 1
Coding region: 102-302 (66 amino acids)
Cellular component (GO): mitochondrion
Source: RefSeq, a predicted model, not a curated record